This is a messenger RNA of Antechinus flavipes (yellow-footed antechinus), 2679 nucleotides long. It is a transcript of the gene DONSON, whose product is annotated as DNA replication fork stabilization factor DONSON. The transcript has 10 exons. Gene Ontology annotation, cellular component: nucleus. The coding region runs from base 848 to 2596 and encodes 582 amino acids. Lineage: Eukaryota; Metazoa; Chordata; Mammalia; Dasyuromorphia; Dasyuridae. Gene Ontology annotation, biological process: nuclear DNA replication. The record is from RefSeq and is a predicted model, not a curated record.
UAAUCAUGUUAACUAGUUUCUAGCUACUGUAUGUGACAUCUCUAUUCUCAGUAACAAAAAGUAGUAGCCACAUUAAACCUUCCAAAGCCAAAUCAUUCCUUUUCAUCCAGGUACAGGCCUCCCAACUGCUGAGCUCUGUAUGCAACUGACAGGAUUGGGCCCGGAUAGCUCUCGCUAAUCCAUUCAGUUGUAAUUCUGCAUGAGAAUCUUAAAGCCAAGGCUUUAGUGUGCUUAUCUGUCGUAGCUGAGUGGUAGCCCUCUGGUGAUUUUAUUCAGUAAUUACUGAUGCACAUUUGCAUCCUCGUUGGGAAGAGUACUAAUUAUUUCUCAGUCUCCUUAAUAUACAAACGUAAUUGAAGGUGACAGACCCCUACGGUUUCGAGAAGACGAAAGAUGAGGAGCGCCUCUUUGGUCCCUGCAGGAGGAGGGACCUGGGACCUGAUUAAAGUCCAUGUGGAAUCGGGAGUCAACCACUAAGCUGAGGAGUAGGCUUUCAGAUUUGUUCCCUAAAACCUGACGGGUCUUGGAUUUCUUGCCUUAAGUGAGGGUAUCGGGGUCGGGAAGGGAAGCCCCUCUUUGCAGAACCCUUCCUCACUUAAAUCCAAUUCAGUUGCGCAUCCUGGCAUCACUUCCCUGACGUCAUCGUCCUCUAGGACGAAGGGCAACUAACUACAGGGCUAGGAACACAGGCUUUCCAGCGUCAGUGGUUUCCCAGGCAGCGUUAAGUUCUCGCGGGAAUGGGAAGUUGAGGGACUGGGGCGCGCCUCGCUGUCACUCAGGCGCCGGCGCACUUUCCCGCCCUCAAUGUGAGAUUGGAGCAGACGCGGGAGAUUCCGAAAUCGCCGCCAUGUCGGUGACAGUCCCCGGCUACUCACCCAGCUUCAAGAAACCCGCGGAGACAUUGCGACUCCGGCGGAAACGGGCCCGAAAUCCUGCGGAUUCUGGACCAGUAGUUGCCGUCUCCCCGGCGAGUUCUUCCGAGCUCGGACCCCGCCGUGCCGCACUAGCGGCGGGCCUCCGCCUUCGCCCUUUUCCUUCCUCGGGGAGCAGGAGCGGAGGAGUCGCCGCGGCUUCCCUCCGGAGAAACCCCUUUGCCCGCCUGGACAACAGCCCACGGCCGACCGUGGGAGCCAGGCCCGUCACCGACGCUCCGUGGCCGCCGACCGACUCCCUGCAGGACACGAGGGAGCCUUAUUUAGAUUUUCAUCAAGAAAAUAAUGUGAACUGGAAAGAAGAGUUUUCUGAAAGAGCAACAGUUAAACAAUUAUCCGUGGCUCCUCAUCAACAGCAGUCCAAACAUGAUAUUUCAUCCUCACAAAGUGUUGAGUUUCCUGUAGACUGGAGUAUUAAAACUCGCCUUAUUUUUACUUCUUCCCAAUCUUUUACUUGGGCAGAUCAUUUGAAAGCUCAGGAAGAAGCUCAAGGUUUUGUCCAACACUGCAGGGCAACAGAAGUUCAUCUUCCUGAAAAUAUACAGGAUCCACGACUCUCCCCUGAACUUCGAUGUGCAUUUCAGCAGAGUCUUAUUUAUUGGCUUCAUCCCUCCUUGCCAUGGUUACAACUUUUUCCACGUAUUGGAGCUGACAGAAAAAUAGCUGGAAAAACAAGCCCUUGGUCAAAUGAUGAAGGACUGCAACAAGUUUUAAUGAGUGAAUGGUCCAUCAGCUUCACUUCUUUGUACAAUCUACUGAAGACAAAACUUUGUCCUUAUUUCUAUGUUUGUACCUAUCAAUUUACUGUGCUGUUUCGUGCAGCAGGGUUAGCAGGAAAUGAUGUAAUUACAGCCGUCUUAUCACCCACAACCAGAGGUUUAAGAGAAGCUAUGAAAAAUGAAGGUAUUGAAUUUUCUUUGCCUUUAAUAAAAGAAAAUGACCAGCGGAAACAAAAGGUAUCUGAACGAAGUUUACAUGUAGAAGAGAGUGAGUGUAUAGCAGAACCAGAAGAGGAACAAUUUAACAGUGAUGAGGAUGAAGAAGAAAGUUUUUCCUGGCUGGAAGAGAUGGGUGUACAGGAUAAGAUAAAGAAACCAGACAUUUCUCUCAAACUUCGAAAAGAGAAAAAUGAAGUGCAAAUGGAUCAUAGGCCUGAGUCUAUUGUAUUGGUAAAAGGAACCAACACCUUUACUUUGCUAAACUUCUUGAUAAACUGCAAGAGUUUAGUUGCCACCUCAGGUCCUCAGGCUGGACUUCCACCUACACUAUUGUCCCCAAUAGCUUUCAGGGGUGCCACAAUGCAAAUGCUCAAGGCCCGAACGGUAAAUGUGAAGACACCAAUAUAUUCUGGUUAUAAAGAUCAAUUUAGUUUGGAGAUUACAGGCCCCAUCAUGCCUCAUUCUCUGCAUUCUUUGACUAUGCUGCUUAAAUCUGCACAAAAAGGAUCUUUUUCUGCAGGAUUAUAUACUCAUGAACCAACAUCUAUAUUUAACACAUGUACUCAAAUGGGAAAAUUAUCAAAUAAGGCAAUGCUUGAAAAGGAGCUUGCUAAUUGUGGACUACAUCUUAAAACUCUAAGUCAACUUACCGAGUUACCAGUAUUAGGAAAAUCAUCUUUACGAUUCAUGGAAAUGGAUAAUUACAUUUGUAAUUGGAGGUCUUGAAAACAACUGGAAUAGUGUUAACUGCCAACUUUUAAGAAACAUCUGCCCCAACCAGCUUAAAAAAAUAAAAAUUUUAAAAAGCC